AUGAAAGCCAUUGGCUUGGCCCUGAUUGGGUUUUUUGUUGGUACAACAUCAGCGAGAUUCAUAUCGGACAAUAUUUGCCUAGCAAUGCCAAAUGGACAAAAGUUACCUAUCACUGAAGACUGUGCUUCGUACAUCGUAUGCGAAUACAAUGUGCAGAAAAUUCAACAUUGCUCCUUCGGCACGCUGUUUGAUCCGUAUUCAAUGGUGUGCAAUUGGGCCUCAUUCGUUAAAUGUGGUCAAACACCUUCAUUACCGCCAUUUGAUAUACCAUCAUCCUCCACCUCACUUUCCAUUCCGACUGCUCCAACACCUACCCGUACGACAUCCUUUAGACCACCUCCUAGUUUCCCCAGCAUUUCUACCUCGCCUGUCAUACCGACGGCUCCCACACCUUCCCGUACGACAUCUUUGGAACCUCCUACAGGAUUUCCCAGUGUGCCUACCGCCCCUACUCCACCACCGACUAAAAGCACCACGACCACCAAAAAACCAUAUCAACCACCCUACAUUCCCACUGCUCCUACAGCUCCUCCUACAACACGGUCUCCAGCGGUGGUAACUGCCAUCCCUACUAUUCGGCCAACAUCUGCACCACGUCCUGUUAGUACGUCACCACCCUUCUACCCACCGAAAAAUCCAUACCCACUUUGCACACCAGAAGAGUUUAGCUUCAUCGCUCAUCCAUCCGCUUGUGAAAGCUACUAUAUUUGUGCCUACGGUAAACUUAUCCUGCAUAGCUGUGGUCAUGGUGUUUACUGGAAUACAGCUACAAAUCAAUGCGACUUUCCGGAAAACACCGACUGCACUAAUCUACCUAAUCCAGCCGCUCCAGAAACAUCGACUCCAUCCGCAGAAACAACGACAAUAUCAAGUACUCCCGAUUGUUAUGGAAGUGAAAUUUUUUACCCCAAUUAUAACGACUGUAGCCAGUACUAUAUAUGUAUUGGACUGCAACCAAUCCUGAUGAGUUGCCCGACCAAUUACCUAUGGAACAGUAAUACGACCCAGUCUCUGGUGACGACUAUCCUUGGAAGCCUAUUACUAGUGGGCUCCAUCCAGGCUUACAAUGAAAUCUGUAUUGGUGUACCUAACCUUACUUACGUGAGAAGCCCUCAAGCAUGCUACCUUUACUACGCCUGUAUAGAUGGUCAGGCAUAUGGAUACACAUGUCCUGAAGAUCUUUGGUUCUCUAUGGAGUUGCAACGUUGCGUGCCUCAGGAUGAAGCCGACUGUGACAUUGAACCUGCACCGGAACUCCCGGAAGCACCGCCAAGACCACCGUCACCAGAAUGCGAAAAUGUGCCGGAUUUUACCUAUCUCCCGAGCACUCUGUCUUGUCAAUUGUAUUACCAAUGCAUCGACAAUUUCGCCUAUCGGUUAUCGUGUCCGCGCGGAUACUGGUUCAGUAUUGAGCUCGGCCGUUGCGGUAAUCGGUUUGAGGUUGAAUGUGACAUAGAAGAACCUACACAAACACCUACGGCUCCUCCCGGUCCCUCAGAACCAAAUCUUUGUUUUGGUCGUCCCAACUUUUCUUAUGUACAAAGCCCACAAUUUUGUCAGUUAUUCUACUAUUGCCUUAAUGGUACACCCUUUCCCAUGAUCUGCCGCAACGGAUUCUUCUUCGAUGAAAAUACGCAGGACUGUAUUCCGGAGGAAGAGACACAGUGUAAUAAUCCUGGUUUACCGGGUUCAACUCCAGGGCCAACACCAGGAAUUUGCAACAAUGUAAGUGAUGGUGAGAUGGUUAUCAAUCCACAGUUCUGCAAUCAGUACUAUGUCUGUGUGGAAGGCACUGCGUAUCCAACACUUUGCCCCGAUGGCACAUGGUUCGACGAGGAGCAACAAUCUUGUGGUAACCCUAUUGAUGUUUUCUGUCCGAAUGGUCCACCGACCACACCGACUCCGAACGUGUGCAUCGACAUUGAGGAUGGUGAGUACGUUCCCAGUCCACAACGUUGUGAAGCAUAUUAUGUUUGCUCGGGUGGUAUCGGAUAUAUUCUAUACUGCGCACCUGGACUAUGGUUCGAUCAAACCACUCGCGAGUGCAUCUCACCUUCUGAUGCUAUUUGCAAUGUACCGACACCUCCGACUCCACCGCCAACACCAACUAUACCACCAACUGUUCCACCUACUGGACCACCGGAAACGGGUAAUCAGCAGUGUAAUGGACUCCCCAAUGGAACCUACGUACCCAGCCUAGACGACUGCAGUCGUUUCUACAUCUGCUUCAAUGAGGGUGCAUAUCCGAGCAAUUGCCUUGGUGGCUUGUUAUUCAACCCGGAAACGAUGCUUUGCGACUUGCCGGAAAAUGUGCUGUUGUAUUUGAAGUUUACUACGAUGUGGUCGAUAUUUCAAGUAGCAUUUCAAUUUUUCUUAGUAUCACAGUACUCCGCUUUGGCUGAGGAUGACCGUUGUCAGGAAGUUCCAAACCUGAGCUACAUUCCUAGUCCAAACGCUUGCUAUUUAUACUACAACUGUAUCGAUGGAAACGCCUAUCCACAAAUUUGCCCGGAGGAUGAAUGGUUUUCAAUGCAGCAGCAGCAGUGCGUGCCGAAAGCUCAAUCGGAAUGCGACCUAGCCGAACCUCCCACGCUGCCAGAAGCACCAGCACCAGAACCAUCUUCUAUGUGUGACGAUAUACCAAACUUUCGUUACGUGGCCAGCGUUGAGUCUUGCCAGUGGUAUUACCAGUGUAUUGACCGGAUAGCAUAUCUUCUUUCCUGUCCGUUAUUUUUCUGGUUUGACGAAACAAUGCAGCGAUGUGGAACGCGAUAUGAUGUGGAUUGUGAUCAGGAGCAAACAACCACCUAUCCGAUCUCAACGCCUCCAACUGUGGAUCCUCUCGACAUAUGUUAUGGUCAACCAGACACCGCUUUAAUUCCGAGCAACACGCUGUGCGAACGAUAUUACUCCUGCUAUCAGGGGGUAGCUUACCCUAACAAUUGUCCAAAUGGACUGUGGUUUAAUCCAGAAACAGGCAAAUGUGACGAACCGGAAAAUGUGGAAUGUGCAGCUAAUACAAUAUCACCUACAUAA
This is a messenger RNA of Anopheles marshallii, 3036 nucleotides long. RefSeq lists its product as uncharacterized. Gene Ontology annotation, cellular component: extracellular region. The coding region runs from base 1 to 3036 and encodes 1011 amino acids. NCBI's taxonomy places the organism in Eukaryota, Metazoa, Arthropoda, Insecta, Diptera, Culicidae. The record is from RefSeq and is a predicted model, not a curated record. Gene Ontology annotation, molecular function: chitin binding. The transcript has 6 exons.